Messenger RNA from Paraglomus occultum, 1155 nucleotides. Lineage: Eukaryota; Fungi; Glomeromycota; Glomeromycetes; Paraglomerales; Paraglomeraceae. The record is from the annotation of a GenBank genome assembly.
AUGUCUGCACAUUCUCACAGAAAUGUCGACUCAGAGAGUAGGCUGAUUAUACAUAAACCCACAACACGACAAUCGUUAGAGAGAAUAGUAAAAGCGUCGUGGGUAAACGUGUUAUUGGUAUUUAUACCAUUGGGUUUUAUAGCCCACUUCUUGAAGUGGGGUGAUACCGCUAUAUUCUUAUUGAACUUCUUUGCUAUAAUACCGCUUGCCAAAUUACUUGGAUUUGCCACAGAAGAUAUCGCGCUUCGUACUGGACAGACGAUAGGCGCUCUCUUGAAUGCAACAUUUGGCAAUGCCGUUGAACUUAUCAUUGCAAUCAUUGCCCUUAAAGAAGGUCAAAUUCGAGUCGUUCAAGCAUCAGUACUGGGCUCCAUAAUAUCAAAUCUGCUUCUCGUCUUGGGAUGUUGUUUUCUUGCUGGUGGUAUAAAGUACAGCUCACAGGAAUUCAAUGAAACAGCGGCACAGACAAGUGCUAGCUUGAUGGCAUUAGCUUGUAUUGCGUUGAUUAUUCCCGCGGCGUUCAGUGUUGCCAUUCCACCAACAGCAGAUUACGAAGUAGUGAAUCUGAGUCACUAUACGGCAAUAGUUUUAUUGAUAGUCUAUGGAUUAUAUUUGUUAUUCCAGCUCAAAACUCAUGUUCACUUGUAUGUCACCGAGGAUGAAGAUGACCAGGAACCCGAACUUACCCUUCUUAUUUCAUUAUUGCUUUUGGCUGGGGUUACCGUCAUAGUCGCUUUAUGCGGUGAAUUUCUUGUAUCCUCUAUAGAAGGCAUCACCGAGUCUCUAGGACUUACCAAGACAUUUGUUGGUCUGAUUCUGCUUCCCAUCGUUGGUAAUGCUGCCGAACAUGUGACAGCUAUUACUGUUGCUAUGAAGAAUAAGAUGCAGUUGGCUAUUGGUGUUGCAGCAGGCAGCUCACUACAAAUUGCUUUGUUCGUGACCCCAUUCUUGGUCGUGCUCGGUUGGAUUAUCGGCCAGCCAAUGACAUUAUUCUUUGAAGUGUUUGAAACAGUGUUGUUGUUCGUUUCGGUAUUAAUAAUGAAUUAUUUGAUUCAGGAUGGCAAAUCUAAUUGGUUAGAAGGCGCAUUACUUCUUGCAACUUACGUUAUCAUCGCCAUAGCAUUCUAUUUCUAUCCAGAUCCUCCGUCGCCUUAG